AGAAUAAGUAUCCAUGCUGUGUCCCAAGAUGAGAACGAGGCCGUUCUUAUUAUUUUUGGUCGGGAUGCUGGCCCUGAGCACUGCUAGUGCCGCGCCUGCGUUUAUGUACGGUAUCGACGACAACAAUGAGAUUAUUCAAUACGAUCCGGUUAACAAGAUGACCAGGCUCGUCCAAGAUACAGGUUUGACGAAAUUUCAAGGAAGUAAUGCAUUUGCCUUUGACGAGGUCAGGAACCAGAUGUUUUGGCUCUACCAGGGCGAUGCUACCAAUCCUGCCGGCUUGUACUAUUGGGACCAGGUCACCGGAACCAUCGACCGUAUCGCCAGCCAAGCGCAAACCUGGGACAAUCAACGCUUCCCGGCAAAUGCGGUGUAUUACCGCGACCCCAGCACUGGCAUAUCAUAUUUCGUUUGGAUCACUGAGGGUGGGAGCACGGUCAAUUUCCUCCCCAUCACUUAUGAUGCUUCCGGGAAUCCUACUGGAGUAGGAGCAGAUAUUCAACGAACUAUUUCGGGGCCUUCUUUCAGCCCAAGCUUUAUGAGGUUCGGCGAUAUAGCCGUUCAGACGAGCACCAAGCAAUUAUAUUUGGCAACAAGCAACGGGCGAUUCUCCAAGAUUGACCUCACCAACGCAUUCGGGCAGGCCCUGCUUCCUUACACAGAAAUCAAGACGGGCAAUCCCUCCCUUCAGCUUGCAUUCGACUGCGAAGAAAAUAUCUUGUACGGUCAGCGAUACGUUGCGACGGACACUGGCAGUGACAAUUGGUACACCAUCAACCUGGCGACUGGCGUGACGACAACGAUUCCCAACUACUCAACUGAAGGUGCCAGGUUAUCAGCACGGGAUCUAGGUGGCUCCUCAUGCACUGACUCGCCUUUGACAGCAAGGUAACCCUACCCGAGCUCCUACCGGACAACCGACCAGCACUCCUACCGCAACCCCCACCUUUUCCCCUAGUGCUAGUCCCUCAUCCGUGGGUCCAACAGUCACACCCACUCCGGCCCCCACAUCGUUGCUACCAACGCCGUCCCCGAAUCCCACUGCCUCCCCAACCCUGAGUCCUACUAGCAGCCCGACAGCGGCGCCGACCUUGACUCCGACAGCGUCUCCAACAACUACGCCCACGCCAAGUCCCACUUCCGUCGCACCAUUCUGUCUUGACUGUGCUAUAACAAGCACUACUUGUGCGGAUACUGGAGGCAAUUACUUGGGCUUCUUUCCAAACACUACGACCCCCGAGGCAUGCUCGACGCAGUGUCAGACUUUCUUUCCUGGUUUUGUGAGCUGGUUUGGACUACUUAUUGCGUCCGAGAUUUGUACAUGCUUCUUCAGCUGUUCAAUCCAGCUCCCUGCGAAUGGCUCGGUCAUUUAUCCUGUGCUGCCCCCCUGUGACCCUCUUCUAAAAUAUAAGCAAGCCGCACGCAAAAAGGUGGUUAUCAGGAGCCGGAAGCCCAAGACCAUUGUCUCCACCCGGAUUCGGGUGAGAUCGUAUAACAAGACAUCUCUUCCCAAUGUCUUGCUGGACCUCCCCUAUGGAAUCGAUUUUGUGAGCGCAAAAGGACCAAGCGCAAAGACAGCCGACAUCCAGAUUGACGCCUUGGCCAACGUGAUCUACAUUUUGGCAUCGCCCUUACAAAAGUCAAAACGGGUGGUCUCAUACAAGAUCAAGCUCAACGUCACAGAGGAGUUUACAGACAAUGUUUUCAACAUCGAUUUCGGAAUUUUUGAGGGAACCAGAUCAAGUGCUACGUGCCUGAGCGAGCUGCCACCUCUUCCGGUUUCCAUCAUUCGCAAAGAUUCGAGAAUGAAGAAGGGCAAGACUGUGUAAGCUCAAAUAUCACGCCAUUUGAGGCAGUCAAAGCAAGCGAAGCGACGGGGCAUUUCUCUUCAGCUUGUGACGAAAUGAAAGUCAAAUUAGUCUUGCUAACGCGUGCACCAGGAACAGAAGGGCUUUUUUGACGGUUGACAAAGUUUUCUUGAGGACAUAAGUUUGGAAAAUGGGGUUGGGUGUUUCGAUGGGCGACAAUCGUGGGAUCAUUCCUUUGGGUUUCGAUUGUCUUGGGGUUGUAAGGUAUUGAAAGUAUUGGGGAAAAGGGACGGGUACUUGUCGUCAGCUUGGCAGGAGUAAGAGACCUCGAUGUUUGUCAGGUGGAUAUCAGGCUAUUGUGCUGUGUUUGACACUUGACGUGGGGUUCAAGUGUUCUCAAGGAAUUGAUAUUCAAGAGGGUUCGGAUUGAGGUCAUGUGCAAAAUUGUGGCAUUUGACUUGAGGCGAGUGUUCCCUGGGGUACGGAGACAUAAAAUGAAAAAAAAUGAGAUUAGCCCUGUGGCUUGGGCAGACCAAAGAGAAGGA
Molecule: messenger RNA, 2353 nt
Organism: Nannochloropsis gaditana CCMP526
Exons: 8
Coding region: 14-892 (292 amino acids)
Source: RefSeq, a predicted model, not a curated record